Morus notabilis is the source of this 1790-nucleotide messenger RNA. RefSeq lists its product as uncharacterized. Gene Ontology annotation, biological process: protein deubiquitination. The record is from RefSeq and is a predicted model, not a curated record. Gene Ontology annotation, molecular function: cysteine-type deubiquitinase activity. The coding region runs from base 329 to 1477 and encodes 382 amino acids. The transcript is spliced from 11 exons. Lineage: Eukaryota; Viridiplantae; Streptophyta; Magnoliopsida; Rosales; Moraceae.
UUAAUUAUUUUUUCAACAAAUACGGCUUAAAUGGACGGCAAGUUUCCACUUCCCCAUCUCCGCUAUAUACUUCCCGUUACGGUUCCGUAUUCCAACUUGCUCGAACUUUAACGCCCCCACUUCAUACUCAUAGCGUGGCCUUCAAAGCCUCUUUUUCUCUUUUUUUUCUCUCUUUUCUGGUUUGUUUGUCCAGGUUUCUUGGCGCCCGUGGUUCUCUUCUUGUCCCAGCCUUACCUUAAAGUUAUCAAAACUUAUUGAGAAUAGAGCAUAGCGAGAGGUUGUAUAGUUGUUUGAACGGACAGAAGUUGUUUGAUUGUUAUGCGAAGCAAUGGCGACAUAUAAGUUAGAUCCCGACGUUGAGCGGUGGGGUCUGCAUCUGUUAGAUGUUUGCACGCUUGCGAACGACACCUCUCGUAGUACUGUUACUGGAUAUGACGCGGAUGUGAGUAAAGUGGAGUAUGUUAGAGAAGGCUAUGUUGUUGAGCCUUGUAAUGUGGAGAACGAUGAAGUUAUAGCUUAUGCUUACCAAGAAGAGUUGUCGAGACUUGCUUCAGCGGAGGCCUCAGGACGUCCUGAUUUCGAUGAAGAGCACUAUCAAGCGUCAAUUAUUGCACAGGAUUGGCUUGGCCCUUCUAAAAGACACGGGAAUGAGAAUGGUUGGAAGAUGGAAAAUGGUCAUGAUAGUAAAGGGACCAUGGAGGAUCACAGUAACAGAGAAAUUCCAACAGAUGACUACACAGAAAAUAAAGACGGAGAUGAUUCUAGCAGAAUAAUAAAUGAAGAGGCUCAGAAUUAUCAGAUGCCAACUGUCUUUACAUAUCCUAUCCCGGAUGAAAGCCGAGGAGAAAACUUGACAGACGCGGAAGAAUGGCUUCAUGAAUUGGACAUAACAGAUGAGUCUUCUCUUGACAGCGAAGUAGGAAGAAGACUCAAUCAAAUGGUUCCAGUUCCUCAUGUUCCUAGGACGAUUGAAAAAGUUCCCUCGGUUGAUGAAGAGAUAUCAGAUCAUGAGAGGCUUCUUGAAAGACUGCAGUUAUAUGAUCUGGUUGAGCGGAGGGUUCAAGGAGAUGGUAAUUGUCAGUUCCGCGCAUUAUCAGAUCAACUCUAUCGGUCUGCCGAGCACCAUGGUUUUGUCAGACAGCAAAUUGUUGAACAGUUGAAGGGUCAUCCCGAGAUGUACGAAGGUUAUGUUCCUAUGGCCUAUGUUGACUAUCUAAAGAAAAUGAGCAAGAGUGGUGAAUGGGGUGAUCAUGUUACGUUGCAGGCUGCUGCUGAUUGGUAUGGUGUCAAAGUAUUUGUGAUAACUUCAUUUAAGGAUACCUGUUCCAUAGAGAUUCUUCCACAUGCUCAAAAGUCCAAUCGAGUCAUUUUCUUGAGCUUUUGGGCCGAGGUGCAUUACAAUUCAAUUUAUCCGGAAGGAGAGUUUCCCGCAUCGUGCACAAGGAAGAAGAAGAAAUGGUGGAAUAUCAUAAACUAGAGACUUCAUGGAGUGAACAGUGGUGAUGAAAUUGUUUUAAGAGUUUACCACAGCGGAAGCAGAUAAGAAAAGAAUCCAUGCUUUUCGAGUUGUGACGAACAAACAAGAGGAUGUAACAAAAGGGUUUCUGUUCUUGUUUCUGGUGAUGCUUCUAAAUGCAAAUGCUUUUGCAUUUGCUGUACAUAAAAAUAUAUUCUUUGGUUUUAGAGUUGGAUUAAUUUUAUUCCAUUAUGUAUAUAGCUGUAAGCCUGUAAUCAUUCUUUAUCUAUGGCUUGUAGAUUUUUGUUGGAACAGAGUUUUAUUGAUUGUUUUC